GCCCCGGGGGCGGGGGGGUUCUGCCGUGCUAUCCCCACCCCCGGGGGCGGCUCCUCCGUGUCUGUGUGUGUCUGUGUGUCUGUCUGCGUGUCGGUGUGUCCCCUCCGCCCCCGCAGCGCUCCCGCCCCGGGGGGACGGUCCCGCUGCCGCCCCCGCCGCCGCCGCACGGGGCAGGAGGAGCGCGGGGAGCGGGGGGAGAUUCUCGGGCGAUUUAUGGGGCGGGGGGACACGGGGAGAGCGGGUGAAUCCAGCCCGUGAUGCCUAUAAAUGGCGCUCCUCUACCAAGGUGCACAUUUAUUUAAAAAAAAAAAAAAAAAAAAAAAAAAAAAAAAAGGGGGAAAAAAAACCCGGCCGGUGUCAUCCCCCCACGUCAGGGCCGGUGGUGGGCGUGAGGCUGUACUUCCUCCGCCCCCUCCUAAUGGAGCGAACCAUUCCCAGCCAGCCUUCCUCGCCCUCUCCCGCUGCCUCCCUCUUCCUCUCCUUCUCCUCUUGUCUCCCCCCCUUGUCUGCAAAGUCCUCCGCUGCUCGGAACUUGUUGGCAAUGUCUAUUUUUCAGCUUUCCCCCACGUUCUCCAAAGUAACUAUUUAAAGAUCUGCAGCCGCAAAUGGUUUUACUAAAUGUAGGAUGGGACUUAAGUUGAACGGCAGUUAUAUUUCUCUGAUCCUUGCUGUACAGAUAGCGUACCUGGUGCAGGCGGUGAGAGCGGCGGGGCGGUGCGAUGCGGUCUUUAGGGGCUUCUCGGAUUGUUUGCUGCGGCUGGGCGAUAACAUGGCCAACUACCCGCAGGACCUGGACGACAAGAGAAAUCUCCAAACGAUCUGCGCGUACUGGGAUGAUUUCCACGCCUGCACCCUCACAGCGCUCACCGAUUGCCAGGAAGGAGCGACAGACCUCUGGGAGAAAUUGAGACGGGAAUCCAAAAACCUCGAUUUCCAAGGCAGCUUAUUCGAACUGUGCGGAGGCGGCAGCGGCGCGGCUCCGUCCGUCCUCCCGCCGGCCUUGCCCCUGCUCCUGGCGGCUCUGUGGGCCGCCCUAGUGACCUGGCUGCCUUUCUAGGGGGGCGAGCACACUCACACCCACACCCUCUCCAUGUGCUGGAUCUAUAGAGGAAGUGUCCAUCCGUUGCUUUGGGGACGUUGUGCUUUUCUGUGGUUGAUGAUGAUGAUGGUGGUGGUGGUGGCUGAUGAUGGUGAAACAUCCAUGUAGGACUGUGGAAGCGUUCUCCCCUUUUUUUUUUUUUUCUUCCUCUUUUUAUUUUUGUGUUUAUUUGCCAAAUCUUACCAAACAGGCAGCGGCGCGCAGCCCAAAUCGGACCUCAGCUUUACUAUCGCUUCGAAUCAAAAAUAGAAAAAAAAAUAUAAAGAAACAAACUCGAGCCCUCGUUGUGCAAACGCAAUCUCAGGAACGGCUCUGGGCCACCUACUGCUAAGGCUGUAACCGGCCGGGUACCUCCCGGCGAGCCACGGGCUCCGCUAAAAAUGUGGCAGUGUGCGAGGCGAGAACAAAAACCGCAGACAGGAAAAGGCACUGGCGAGAAAUCCAAGGUAGAUGUCCACGUGUGAAGCAUAUGGUGAAUAAUUCACAAUCUCUCAUCUUUCCUCCACAGUCGCUUGUUUGUUUUUUUGUUUUUGGCCAUUCCACCGGGAAAAAAAUUAAAAAUUAAUAAAAAAGAACAUUUUUCCUCAAGGGGAAAAGAGAGCGAGAGAGGGAGAGAAAGAGAGGGAAACGAACAGCUAAGGAAGGAAGGAGCAAGAGAAAGAAUGUCCUAUCUCAAUGCCUGGAGGAAUGAAGGAAUGCUGCUAACAUCUCUGAGAGUUUACCUUUACUUGCUGUUCGAAGGCAUCUUUCCGAAUUCACUGCCUUUAAUUUUUUCCUCCUCUUUGUUUUAGAUGUUACACAUAACAGUAAAAUACCUGAAUAUCCAACAGUAGAGAUCACAAAAAGGGGGCUUAAAUGUAAAUCUAAAUGAAAAAAAUAACAACAGCAAAAUGAUUUUGAAAAAAAAAAAAAAAAGAGCCUUGAUUUUAAAAGAAAAGAAAAAUGUAAUUUAAACAAAAGUUUAUUAUAAAGUCAAUUCAGCAAAAAAUAACAAAAAAAUAUUUGCUACAAAGUAUAGACAGAAGUAUAAAAUAAAAAUUAUUGUUUGAAA
Messenger RNA from Oenanthe melanoleuca, 2150 nucleotides. It is a transcript of the gene NRN1, whose product is annotated as neuritin 1. Lineage: Eukaryota; Metazoa; Chordata; Aves; Passeriformes; Muscicapidae. Gene Ontology annotation, cellular component: plasma membrane. Bases 626 to 1057 code for a protein of 143 amino acids. The record is from RefSeq and is a predicted model, not a curated record. Gene Ontology annotation, biological process: neuron projection extension; nervous system development. The transcript is spliced from 3 exons.